This is a messenger RNA of Annulohypoxylon truncatum, 939 nucleotides long. Its product is annotated as glucocorticoid receptor-like (DNA-binding domain). The record is from RefSeq and is a predicted model, not a curated record. The transcript has 3 exons. Gene Ontology annotation, cellular component: ribosome; mitochondrial small ribosomal subunit. Gene Ontology annotation, biological process: translation. Gene Ontology annotation, molecular function: structural constituent of ribosome. NCBI's taxonomy places the organism in Eukaryota, Fungi, Ascomycota, Sordariomycetes, Xylariales, Hypoxylaceae. The coding region runs from base 223 to 564 and encodes 113 amino acids.
GUGGUACCCCUGGCAAAAAAAGGGUCCGUGGGGCUUUUGAACCGCUAGUCCGAUUUCAGGCACGUCAUAACUUACUCGCAGCUGUCCUCCAAUCUUUUCGGCCGUUUCCAGCUGCAAAGCCACACUCUUCAGAAAACUGCGGAUUGGAAAACGACUCCAAAACUUCUCAAGCUCCGAUACAAUUCACGACGCCGAGGAUAAAGCUCCGUCAACACCGCCAAGAUGUCGAUGUUCCGGGCUAAGAAGCUCGACAUUGGCUGCUUCGUCAAUAUUAAGACAAUCCGAGAUCACUCCAAGAGGAAGGCUUUCGCUCAAUUCGAGCCUGAGAGACAAGCUCUGAGAUACAUCAUCCGAAACACCACGCUUCCCGCGCGAACGAGAGCCGAAGCCCAGCUACAGCUGACGCAGAUGCACUGCUACACUCGACCAACACAGAUCCGAGGGCGAUGUCUAUUAGGUGGUAAAGGAAGAGGUAUAUUGCGCGACUUCAAACUCUCGCGAUAUAAUUUCAGAAUGCAGGCUCUGGCUGGCAACAUUCCGGGUGUGCGUAAGGCCAGCUGGUAAGGCCGAACCCGCGAUGGCGAUUAUUGUAGAAUACAUGGCCAUACUACAUCGGCUCACGAUCGAUAUGCCGCAAGCAACGAGUGUACAUUAUAUUAUUACGACGACAUAAAUGAAUGAACCUCCGACAUUAACCGCAGUGCCUAUGACUAGGUUUAUGCGGAAUGAAGAUAGGACAAAGUAAUUGUUCUGUGAUUUCUAAGGCGCUCCCAAUCAAUUUGUUAACCGCUGUUCGCUAUUCGGAAUAUAAGGUUGCCUCUGAUGAUGCGAAAACAAGAUUCGAGUUGUUCUUAUUAUGAAAUUUCUCGGUUACUAAUAUCUUAAUAUCUACUAACAGAGGAGGUAGUGAUGACCCAGUAUGCAAUACGUAAAUCACUU